AGAACAAAGUGUGAUUUAUAUGUGGAUUUGAAAUUGUUUCGAAAGUCUGCCAGUGUGUGAUUGUCGCGGAGUUGUUAAAAAAUGUCUUCGCAAAUAUACGAUUGCAUUGUGAUUGGAGCAGGGAUCCAGGGGUCUUGUACAGCGUACUACCACGCGAAGAAUAACAAGAAAACGCUUCUUCUCGAACAGUUUUUCCUGCCUCACUCUCGUGGAAGUUCCCAUGGCCAGACGCGAAUUAUCAGGAAGGCCUAUCAGCAGGACUUCUACCUCCGGAUGAUGGAGGAGUCUUACAAACUGUGGGCCGAGCUGGAGAGAGAUGCAGGUGUGCAACUAUACAGAUGCACAGGCCUCCUGGUCAUGGGCCCCGAGGACGGUCAGUACUACUCGGCCGUCAAGGACGUGCUGCAACGGAACAAAGUUCCCACUGUGAUGCUGAAGAGGGAAGAGUUCAACCAGCACAUCCCCAACUUCAACCUGGUCAGUGGAGAGAACGCGCUGGUGGACACCAGUGCAGGGGUGCUGUACGCCGACAAAGCCCUCGACUCCCUUCAGAGGCUGUUUCAGUCACAUGGUGGGGUGAUUAAAGAUGGGGAAAAAGUAACUGGCAUCAAGCCAGGCCCGGUGGUCACGGUGACAACAGCCUCCGGGGCAUAUCAGGCCAAGAGUCUGGUGAUAACAGCAGGACCGUGGACUAACACGCUGCUCUCCCACACCGGAAUGGCCUUGCCUCUGAAGGUGGAGAAGAUAAACGUGUGCUACUGGCGGGAGAAGGUUCCGGGCUCGUAUGACGUCCACAAUCGCUUCCCUUGCUUUAGCCGGCAGGACGGCCCGGAGGUGGAUCAGAUCAUCUACGGCCUUCCGUCCAACGAGUACCCGGGCCUGAUGAAGGUGUGCUACCACAUUGGCAAGGAGACGGACCCAGACGCGAGGGACAAUCAGACGGACCAGAGUGACAUCCAGGUCUUGCAGCGCUUCGUCGCCCGCUGCAUGCCCGGCCUGGUGCCCGUGCCCGCUGUGGUAGAGAGCUGCCUCUAUACCUUGACGCCUGACAAUCACUUUGUCCUGGAUUGUCACCCCACUUACAGCAAUAUCAUCAUCGGCGCUGGAUUCUCAGGUCAUGGCUUUAAGUUCGGCCCGGUCAUCGGCAAGAUCCUGUAUGAGCUGAGCACAGGGCAGGUGCCCUCCCACAACCUCUCCCCAUUCAAGAUCACCCGCUUCCAGACCCCCAAGUCUGCACUGUAGACCCACUGUCGGUUACUCUCCAAGAGACCACUACUGUGUGUGUCCUAUGGGUACAUGAAACAUCACGAAUGUACUGCAGGGUUGAAACAAUAUGCUUUAAUGCUAAUCAGGUCUCCGUCAUGCUGAGAGGAGAUUACUACUGCCAUUUUAGCAUCUGAAGCAUGUCUUAGAUUUUCUAUGUGUAAUGGAACCUGUUAGUUGGCUCAGAUGGUGUACAGUCACACAUACCCAUAUUGUGCCCAGUCGUCUGUGACAAAAGCAUUUAAGCGUAAAGUGCACUCUGUGAUUUUUUACAUUUAUUUAAUCUCUUUUGCACAGAAAAUGAAAUGCACUUUUUGUCAUACAUGUAAAAUGACAAUAAAGAUAUUCUAUUCUAUUCUAUUCUAUUCUAUAUUGCUUCCCUGACAUGGCACUACACCCACAUACCGUACUUUGAGGUUGUGUGUGUGUGUGUGUGUGUGUGUGAAAAUAAAAAGCACUGUUAAAAAGUCA
Alosa alosa (allis shad) is the source of this 1734-nucleotide messenger RNA. RefSeq names its product pipecolic acid oxidase (gene pipox). Gene Ontology annotation, molecular function: flavin adenine dinucleotide binding; sarcosine oxidase activity; L-pipecolate oxidase activity. The transcript is spliced from 8 exons. Gene Ontology annotation, cellular component: peroxisome. The record is from RefSeq and is a predicted model, not a curated record. Lineage: Eukaryota; Metazoa; Chordata; Actinopteri; Clupeiformes; Clupeidae. The coding region runs from base 82 to 1242 and encodes 386 amino acids.